UUGUUUCUUCCCAUUCGAUCUCAACCUUCCCUUAGUGAAUCAAACGAAGUUAUAAAUCAGCUUCGUUCUGUGCAUUCCUGUCCUUCGCUCACACACACUUUACCGACGACUGUGUUAGAACACGAACAGGCAUCCCCAUCCAACCCACGACCUCGUAGCCCAACUCCAAAUCGUGCUCAAGCCACAGUCUCGGAUCCUUGGGAUGACCUAAAUAGCUAUGCUGCCACAUUUGUUGACGAGGUCAUUCAGUUUUCUGUGUGGCAUGUGCAGUCAUCGUCCGAGUUACACUCUGCCGCGUCACCUGCAUCCGAUUCAUUUCCACUUCCAAGUUCACCACCACAACCCGCUUCCUCAGCCUCCAGCGCGUCCGAGUUGAAAUGGACUCAAUCGUAUUCGUCUUCCCCAUCGAUGGACUUACUUUCCUCAACUCGGAAUCAACCAGACACCUGUGCAACAGAAGAACGGGCGUCCUCUUGGAAUUGCGAGCUCAUUCAGCUUGCACAACAGAUCGUGGACGAAGUGCUUGAUCUGGCUAUGACUGAAUGUAUCCAAGACACAGAAAAAUCUUCGCUGUCCGUCGGGAGUGCUGCAACAGAUACCCAAGUCUUAGCUACGAGUGAGAAUACAGAACCCACUAGUGAAAAGCAUAUGAGCGAUGAACAGACACGCUCCGUUCCAUGUGCAUCCAAUCCCAGUACACAUAGCCUAGCGGAUGAAGCUGCUCUGUUCUCGUCUACUCUGGAUGUCUGUUCUGCACGAUGCUUCAGCGAGGAAGGAUAUGCCCUAAGUGUGGCCGAGCCGGAAGAUGACGAUUCUCCGGAUGUGGAUCUAUCUACCACAUCUACGGUCUCUCUCUCGUCCUAUCUGCAUUUACAAGCUAUGAGUUCUGAAGACAGUGGUAGCGGUUCUUCCGCUCGCCCUACUUCUCCCCGAUCUGUACACCUAUUCUGGUCCCGACCCCCGAGCACACGAUGUGAUCUGAGUGACCUUGUGAUAACAACCGAACACCCGUGCACAGAUGCCACCGGUGACCGCGGCAUUGCACAGCGUGAUUCCCGUCACCAGCGACGUCGUCCUCGUCGUGAUCGGGGACGACAUCGUGAGCGGCACCCAUACACGAAACGGGCCUCUCGAAGUCUACCCAUGGAAUAUUCAUUCUCAUCAAGCUCAUCUGGUGACCGUUUGGCAACAUUAGAUCAACUAGUUGAUGAUGAUGUUGAUGAUGUAACGGGUGGAGUAAAGGACCCGUAUUCAUUGGGUGAAUGGCAGUAUCAAACUCUCAACUUCCACGUUUUACCACUUACUGAUCCACAAACAUACUUGCAUGAUCAUUGUUUGGACGUUCUACCGGUAGAUCGUCUGGAAGAGAAAUCGAUUGAAGUUCGUUUGGAUUCGGCACCACUCGGUAGGUCUUGCAUUCUAAUUUAUCCUCUCCCGCUCCUGACUAUCAUUUUCCCCGGACACGAUUACACAUUUGGGACUUCGCUUUCAGGGCAUGCACAGUAUUUGUUUCACACUAUACAACAUCAUACGAUGGGUAACAAAAAGGACAAACCCCAUAGUCGCAGGGAACUUCGCAUCACUCAUAAUAACGAGCACCGUGAACCCCAGGAAGUUGGAUGGCGAACCACAUUCGAUCCCACUGAGACAAGCGUGGGUGGUUGA
Echinostoma caproni is the source of this 1665-nucleotide messenger RNA. The record is from the annotation of a GenBank genome assembly. NCBI's taxonomy places the organism in Eukaryota, Metazoa, Platyhelminthes, Trematoda, Plagiorchiida, Echinostomatidae.